Messenger RNA from Achroia grisella, 1400 nucleotides. Its product is annotated as adenylate cyclase type 10-like. Gene Ontology annotation, biological process: cyclic nucleotide biosynthetic process; intracellular signal transduction. The transcript is spliced from 10 exons. Gene Ontology annotation, cellular component: cytoplasm. The record is from RefSeq and is a predicted model, not a curated record. Gene Ontology annotation, molecular function: adenylate cyclase activity. Lineage: Eukaryota; Metazoa; Arthropoda; Insecta; Lepidoptera; Pyralidae. Bases 36 to 1400 code for a protein of 454 amino acids.
GCCAUCGGAACAGAGAGAGUAUUAACCAAGCAAUAAUGAAGAGUGCGACAGGCAAUUGGAUGACAAUCCAACAGGCAACUAGAGUGAGCACUAUAGUUUCAAUGGUGCCUGACGAAAUUAUAUAUAAACAUUCGGAUUACACCGUGAGGAGUUACGACACAGCACUUAUGUUUAUUGACAUUUCUGGUUUUACGGACCUAUGCGAGAAUUAUACAAAACCUGGCCGCGGUGGUCCAUCUCGGCUUACACAAGUCCUCAACUCGUACAUCGGUGCUAUGGUCCAAGAAAUAUUGAUGCACAAUGGCGAUGUUUUGAAAUUUUCGGGCGAUGCCUUCUUGUCUAUGUGGAAGAAAACCCCUAGACUAAGUAUGCAAGACGUAGUGCACACUGCGAUCGAUUGUGCUCUUAUUAUUCAGAAAAAUUACGGCACGUAUAUGACUGAUGUGGGCGUAGUGUUAAAGGUAAAAGUAGCAAUCUCAGCCGGUCGCUCUCACUUCUCAAUAAUUGGCGGAGGUAAUGAUUCGUCGCAUUAUGUUAUUGUCGGCCAACCUGUGUGGGAUGUCAAAAUGGCUGAAUACAUGAGUACAGCCGGCGAUGUGCUGACCUCAGCCAGCGCUUGGAUUUAUGUGAAUGAGGCUGAGUACUGCACACAGCCUUGUGGCGAUGGAAGGCAUACUAAGGUUUUGGGUGUGGGCGUCAAUUGGAAAAGAGUUGAAAAAUUUCACGGAUCGCUAGCUUCGCAAAGGGCUCCAGAAUCACCAAUAUAUGCAAAUUUACCGAGUUUCGGCAAUAAAGGUUUCACCGAAAUAAAUUAUAGAGAAUAUUCAUUACGACCAGCAGUAUUGUCGGCCAUGGACAGCUCAUGGUGGCCUUCGCUACGGCCAUUCAUGGUGACGCCAGUACUACGGGCGGUAGAUAACGAUGAGCCGAUGGACUUCCUCACGGAGGUCCGUCGUGUGGUGGUCGUGUUCCUCAACAUCGUCACAAAAACCGUCACCGAAGAUGUGCUUAUUAGUAUUGUCGACACCGCGUACAAGUGUGUCUGCAGCGUGACGUCGGAAUUAGAUGGCCUAGUAAACAAAGUGUCGAUGUUUGACAAAGAUAUGAUGUUUUUGGUGGUAUUUGGCUUGCGUGGACUGAAACAUGAGGACGAGGCCCAAAAUGCCCUCUUGUUCGCUCACCAACUCAGAGAGAAGUUGGAUGAUCCUAAUAUUAUAAACAUUUCUAUUGGUGUUACAUCAGGUACGACUUAUUGCGGAGUUGUUGGUCAUGUUCUACGUAGAGAAUAUACUGUUAUUGGUACAGCAGUUAAUAAGGUGGAUGUAAAGACUGUUACAUGUAAAUCGUGUAGAGAGGCUAUAGCAAAUGGCGCGGCACUCACUCGUGAUAUAUUUAGAUAA